CCAACACUGUUGAAUAUAGCGCAGCCAACUUUAGGUAGUACAUGACUCUGCGGCUUUGACAAAAACAUAGUUCAUCUUCAAUUGGAAAUUAUUUCCUUGUUUAAUUCAAUCGAGACGUCAAAGUAAACAAAAUGCCCACUGAAAACCUUGAGGAGCAGGGCCUGGAGAAGAACCCCAACCUGGAGCUGGCACAAACAAAGUUCCUUCUCACGCUUUCCGAACACAAACAAGAUGCAGCACUCAAGACCAAACUGCUCGACGAUAUUCGGGCCGAUAAUAUGGCUCCAUGGUAUGAACACAUCUGUACAGAGCUGAAUUGGACUGUGGACAAGGAUAUGCUGGCACGUAUGCGCGAACAGAACCGCAUUGCAAUCGAGCAGUUGGACGCUGCUAUUGAGGAUGCUGAAAAGAAUUUAGGCGAGAUGGAGGUACGCGAAGCCAAUCUGAAAAAAUCUGAAUACUUGUGUCGUAUCGGUGACAAGGCCGCCGCUGAGACAGCUUUCCGCAAGACGUACGAAAAGACCGUGUCAUUAGGUCACCGAUUGGACAUUGUCUUCCACCUAAUUCGUCUGGGUCUGUUCUAUUUAGAUCACGACCUAAUCACACGUAACAUCGACAAGGCCAAGUAUUUGAUUGAGGAGGGCGGGGACUGGGAUCGCCGCAAUCGCUUGAAAGUAUAUCAGGGUAUUUAUUCGGUUGCUGUGCGCGAUUUCAAGGCAGCGGCCACCUUCUUCCUGGACACCGUCAGCACCUUCACCUCAUACGAGCUUAUGGACUAUCCGACCUUCGUGCGCUACACCGUUUAUGUGGCCAUGAUUGCGUUGCCGCGCAACGAGCUGCGCGAGAAGGUAGUAAAGGGCUCUGAGAUUCAAGAGGUUCUGCACGGCCUGCCUGACGUCAAGCAGUUCUUAUUCUCCCUCUUCAACUGCCAGUAUGAGCAGUUCUACGUGAAUUUAGCACAAGUGGAGAAGCAGUUGCGUGCUGAUUAUCUGGUUCAUCCCCACUAUCGUUACUAUGUCCGAGAGAUGCGCAUUUUGGGCUAUACACAACUGCUGGAGUCCUAUCGUUCGCUAACGCUUCAGUAUAUGGCCGAGUCGUUUGGCGUCACUGUCGACUACAUCGAUCAGGAACUGGCACGAUUUAUCGCAGCUGGACGUUUACAUGCCAAGGUUGAUCGAGUCGGCGGAAUUGUGGAGACCAAUCGACCGGAUAACAAGAAUUGGCAGUAUCAGGCGACCAUUAAGCAGGGUGAUCUACUGCUGAAUCGUAUACAGAAGCUUAGCCGUGUGAUUAAUAUUUAAGUUCAUAAUCAUACUCAUACACACCCAAGAAAAUAUAAAAUUUUAUUAAAAAUUCAAGUUAUUACAAUGUAAAACUAAUAUAACAUAAAA
Molecule: messenger RNA, 1391 nt
Organism: Drosophila hydei
Lineage: Eukaryota; Metazoa; Arthropoda; Insecta; Diptera; Drosophilidae
Gene: Rpn7
Product: 26S proteasome non-ATPase regulatory subunit 6
Exons: 1
Coding region: 132-1301 (389 amino acids)
Biological process (GO): proteasome-mediated ubiquitin-dependent protein catabolic process
Cellular component (GO): proteasome regulatory particle
Source: RefSeq, a predicted model, not a curated record